Molecule: messenger RNA, 2490 nt
Organism: Drosophila elegans
Lineage: Eukaryota; Metazoa; Arthropoda; Insecta; Diptera; Drosophilidae
Product: nose resistant to fluoxetine protein 6
Exons: 9
Coding region: 223-2286 (687 amino acids)
Molecular function (GO): acyltransferase activity, transferring groups other than amino-acyl groups
Source: RefSeq, a predicted model, not a curated record
CAGCCGGUGGAUUCGGAGGAAGUAAAUUUAAGUUCAAUGAAAUAAAAUAAACGACUGCCUCUUAAUAGCUGUGAUUGCGUCAAGUCGAUGUAAUUUAUAGAAAUACAUUUGGAAAACGCAUCCAAGCCUGACGGUUUCGCACGCCAUUGCCGAGUUAGUAUGGCAAAUCGAGCAAAGAUUCCCAAUAGUUGAUCUUCAAGUGCUAGGCGAGACACUCUAAGUAUGCUCCGUUGGCUGCAAAUCGGGAUUCUUCUACCGCUAUUCUCUUUGGGUCGAGGGAACUUCUCAUCUGGCUCGUUUAAUUUGACCCUGUACAGGCAAAUGCCCCCUCUGCACCAACUGGAUGACUACGAUCUCUGCCUGGAUAGGCCCUCUGCCUACUGCCUGGCAUAUGUGGAGAUCCUUCCCAACGCCAGUUCCACUUUGUGGCACCUAAUCCACGAGGUAUCGCAGGACACUAAACAUCGUUUUCGCCAUGAUCGCGUUUUUCGGGGCGUGUGCCUGGAAGGCUGCAAGCAAAGUCUGAUCGACUUAUCUGAGUCGAGGGAGCAUGAGGAAGGAACUUUUCUGGACCAGGAACUAGUUGCCUACUACGCCAAGGUCCACCGACGAGCAUCGGAUGCGGAUGAGAGGCUCCUCUACGAAGAGUUGGUAAACAGCUGCCUGAAUCUUAAGUUCGGUGCGGAGUUCUCGCUUCAGACUCGCAGCCUCAUCGAAUAUUGUGUUCCGGCGGAUGAUCACUUAGAACAUGAUGGACUCGAUUUGAUUUUUUAUGCUCUUUUGAUCUGCAUACUCCUGCUUACUUUGAGCUCCUCAAUCUACGACUUUAGACUCAGCCAGAUAAAUCCGCAGCAGACAGAGAAUUUCUACCGGAAGGCACCAAGCAGUCGCAGGCAGCAGCUCCUUACCUCAUUCUCAAUGGUCCGUAACUUCUAUCGACUGAUUGAGCCGCCUGUCACGGAUUUAUCGCGCGACGUGAGCUUCUUUGACGGCUUCCGAGUGAUCGGCGUGUUUGUGGUGAUCUUGGGACACACGCUAAUGGUCUUCAUGACGAUCCCAAUACAAAAUCCAGAGUUCUAUGAGCAGUUCCUCUUCAGGUUCGAGACAUCGGUGUUCCAGAACGGCAGCCUUGUAAUCCAGAUAUUUUUCGUGAUGAGUGGCUUCUUGCUCUACGUUAAUUUUACCGAACGCCAAUUGGUUAACCCCAAGACUGGCACCCUCGAUUGCAUCGCCGUGUACUUCCGUGUGUUUUUCUACAGAUACUUUAGACUCCUGCCCUCGCUUGUCGCCCUCAUUCUGUUCAAUGGAACUCUGCUGGUGCGCCUCCAGAACGGUCCUUUUUGGCGGCAUCUGACGGAGGCUGAGCGGGUUUUUUGCCGAAGCAACUGGUGGAAGAACGUGUUCUUUGUGACCAACCACAUGUUGGAGGACAGUUGUUCCCACCAGACCUGGUAUUUGGGGGCGGACAUGCAGCUAUUUGAGCUCUUCCUGAUCGUCAUUGUUAUAAGCAAGAAGCAUCCCAAUCUAACAAGGCCGUUAUACAUAACUCUUUCGAUCCUUGCUCUAGCAGUGCCUGCAAUAUUGACGUACGUUCUUGAGUUGGAUGCUGUCUACCAUCUUCGACCGGAAACCUAUCGCUACUUGUACUUCCGGCAUUCUGACACAUUCUACCAGAUGUAUCCGCCAUUCUACACGAAUUUGGGAGGAUACCUACUGGGAUUUCUGUGCGGUCAUCUUUACCUGAAGAAGCGGCCCCAAGUAUUAGUGCUCCGGGGAAACCUUAAGUUUGAACUGGCCAUGUGGCUGCUUGUGCUAGCCACGUUGGGAGUGCUUUUCUCUGGCUACAUCUUCAUCCGCCAGGACUUUGCGAAGCCAUCUCUUUGGUUGCCUUUGUAUGCGGGUGUCCACAAGAACUUGUGGCUGCUGAUCUGCGCGGGAUUUGUGUUCCUCAUGUGCUGCAAAGUGGGAGGAAUGGCCUACGAUUUCUGCACCUUACCGGUUUUUCGGCCACUGGCAAGAAUCUCAUUUCAGUCCUUCCUGUGGCACGUUGUCAUCCUAAGAAUAGUGGUUGGGUACUUCAGGCAGCCAGUAUACGUGUCUAGCUUCUACCUGAUGUGCAAUGUUUUAAGUGUCUUUAUCCUCACGCAAGUUGUGGCUGCUUUCGUGGCGAUAAUACUGGAACUUCCUCUUGGAGAGGUGCUACGAUGCUUGAUGAAGCCGGAAAAAGGUGUGUUUUGUCUGAGCACUAGGAAUAACCAGUUAAAUAUGUCUAAUUUCAGGACGUGAAGAACCCAAUCCGGUAAUUCAAACGAGUCGCGCGCAGUCAGCUGUUUAGCACAACCGUAUUCCGCACCAGGGUUGCAGCACAUUAACGCGUUAGGCGAUUGAGGGAAGGAUUUUCUGGUUAUCAAAGCGCUUUCAAAGUGAUUUCAUUAUAGCUUAUAUUAAAACUAAAAUUCAUAGUAUUGUUGUUAAAUAUUCAAAAAGUAU